Molecule: messenger RNA, 894 nt
Organism: Echinostoma caproni
Lineage: Eukaryota; Metazoa; Platyhelminthes; Trematoda; Plagiorchiida; Echinostomatidae
Source: the annotation of a GenBank genome assembly
GCGUUACGCGUGUACGCUCGCAUGAUGAAUCAACUAAAACGGUUCGCCAAUUUGGGUGCCGUUGGCGGUGGGUUGCUGGCCGCAGCGGGGGCGAUCGGAAUCGGACUUUCACAGUGCUUUUACACAAUCGAAUCGGGGGUGUUCAAGAUGAAAUAUAUCCCGAAGGACUGCAUUUCCGGUACAUUAGUUUUUUUGCUUUUAUUCUGCAGGGUUCCAUGGUUUCAAUAUCCUAUAAUAUAUGACAUCCGUUCAAAGCCGCGAAAAAUCACUUCACCGACCGGGAGUAAAGAUUUGCAAACGGUCAACCUUACGUUGCGCGUUCUCUCUCGGCCAGAGGUUGCCAACCUACCGAAGAUUUACCGCACUUUAGGUCCGGAUUAUGAUGAACGUGUUUUACCUUCGAUCGCCAAUGAAGUACUCAAGGCCGUCGUUGCCAAAUUCAAUGCGAGUCAGUUGAUUACGCAGCGUCAACAAGUGUCUUUAUUGAUCCGAAAGCAACUUGUGGAACGUGCUCGCGAUUUUCACAUUGUCGUGGAUGAUGUUUCAAUCACUGAUCUAACAUUCUCUCAGGUUUACUCGGCUGCUGUCGAGGCGAAACAGAUUGCGCUCCAAGAAGCACAACGCGCUCAGUUCCUCGUCGAACGGGCGAAGCAAGAACGGCAGCAGAAAAUCGUCACCGCUGACGGAGAAGCGCAAGCAGCCAAACUAAUAGGAGAUGCACUUGCAGCUAAUCCGGGAUAUCUAAAACUGCGAAAAAUCAAAGCAGCCACGCAAAUUGCUCGUACCAUUGCACAAUCGCAAAAUAAAGCCUAUGUGAGCGCUGGAUCACUUCUGUUGAAUGUUGCUGACCCUCACUUCGACGCUGGUCUCGAGGUUUUGAGAAAGAAGCAUUGA